This is a messenger RNA of Bemisia tabaci, 1143 nucleotides long. RefSeq lists its product as uncharacterized. The record is from RefSeq and is a predicted model, not a curated record. NCBI's taxonomy places the organism in Eukaryota, Metazoa, Arthropoda, Insecta, Hemiptera, Aleyrodidae.
UUGGUGGCAUGUUGUUGUCCCUCCCUCGUUAUCUAAAAUUUUUAUUUUUAAACCGAAGCCAAGUGCCAAAAUCAACUGCUGAAUUCUUACUUAUGUGGGUGAAAUGACUCUCUGAAACAUUUGUGAAGUUUCUUAAAUAAUAAUGACUGCUCCAGAUUGUAGAGUUUCUGAUUACAUGCAAGUGUUUUGUUCAUGGAAAAGUGCCUCAAAAAGUAUAGCAGAUUGUAUCAAAAUUCAGAGGAAUAGUUCCAAAGUUUCCUUAGAUGAUGUCGUUGACUUUGAAAGAUGCAUACAAUUAUUUGCAAAUGAUAGUUCAGGAUUUGCACCUUGCACAAUCAAUUUUAAAUUGGAAAAUAACUGGAUGAUCACCAAAAUUGCCAUAGCUUCUGAGGCUAAAAUAUUUGAACUUUAUGGCUCAGGGGAGGAGUACAUAGGGACUCAUCAUGCUGAAUAUAUCGAUACUAUCGAAGAUAUGGAAGUAUUCUUAACUGAAAUGGAUGUUGCUCUAGCCAAUGAAUGUACAUUGAAGCUUGCCAAGACAAAAAAUAGAAACUGUAUGUGGGUAUAUGGAAUUUACAUCUCAGUUGCUGAGUUGAACCCCAGUCCAACGAAACCAGGAUUGGACCUAAAUAAAGUAGAAGAACGUUUGAAAACGUCAAGCCAACCUUUGACGGACAAAGCAUUCAAAUGUAAAGAAUUUUUGAAGAUGUACAAUUCAAACUUGCCUAGUAUAUCACACACUAAAGUUCCUGAUCCAAUACUCAUUUUAAAGAUGUUGGAAGGUGAAUUUCUGAGUUCCUUGCUCUCUCAAUCAGAUAGUUCUAAUGGAACUAGUCCGUUUCCCCUUAGCUCUCUUCUGUCUAAAGAUUCUCACCACACCGCUUCCUCCGAACGAAGAAACAGCCAUUCUUCUGCUCAAGAAAGUGGCCUUUGCUCUGAAAAUGAAUUUGCCAUGGCACAAACUGAGUUAAAGUAUUAUUUGGAUAAGAAAAUGAUGAUGCUUGAAAAUAAGUUGACGGCGAUGAUAAAUUGUAAACUCAAAUCAGUAGAAGAAAAAUAUUCAUCAAAAGUGGAUAAAAUUCUUGAUUUACUAGAAAAAAUGAACUGUGUUCCUGAAUAAUAAAUUAUUUACUUUGCCUCACA